Molecule: messenger RNA, 4347 nt
Organism: Anopheles marshallii
Lineage: Eukaryota; Metazoa; Arthropoda; Insecta; Diptera; Culicidae
Gene: Mink
Exons: 5
Coding region: 1-4347 (1448 amino acids)
Biological process (GO): mitotic chromosome condensation; mitotic cytokinesis; establishment of mitotic spindle localization
Cellular component (GO): mitotic spindle; nucleolus; microtubule
Molecular function (GO): microtubule binding
Source: RefSeq, a predicted model, not a curated record
AUGAACCGAUUAGAUGAAUCUGAAUCGACGCCGAAGAAGCGUAACAUGAAACCGGACGAAACUGUUGUUAAAGAAGCUACCACAAAAUCUGGCCGAAAGGUCAAGCGUCCAGCGCACCUUGACUCGCUGGAACGAACACCGAGUGCAUCGCCUUCCGAUGCUAGAAAAUCCGUAGCUGUGAGAGCAAAGAAUGCAGUCGAACCAUUCGCCGGUACACCUAGCAAGCGGGCGGCGACGAAGGAGCAAGAUUCCCCGGAAGAGGUGAAGGGCUCACGCAAAACUAUUGCCACGGUCCGAAAAACGAUCUCCGGAGAUUUGAACACUCCAAAGAAGAACAAGGAAAAGAAGCAAGUGGCAAACACCGUGGAUGACGCCGCUGGUAUCUCAAAAUCUGGACGCAAGAUAAAGAUCCCGACAAAAUUAAUGGAGUUUGAAGGUGUUGUGCUAAGUAGCCCUCGCAAACUUGCUGUUCCAGGUCAAGACGAGGCUGUUAAGGGAAAGGCAGCAAAAACGCCUGGUCGAACUAAAACUCCUGCUAAGUCGGCUGUAAAGAACAUUGGUGUAGAGCAAAACCUACAUCCGUACGACGAUGGAGAAAAGAAUCUUGCCGUUCGGAAGACACCAGGACGUCGUGCCAAAUCUGUAGCACCUGACCAGUUGGAUGUAGAGAACGUUCGCACGCCAAAACGUAAAGGUGUAUUAUCAUCAUCAUUACUCAUUAAAGAAGAGGAAAAGGAAAGUGCAGCAUCGGAACAAACUCAUCCAAAGACGCCAGGGAAACGAGUUGGAAAGCCUUUGCUAGACUUAGAUGCGAAAGCUUCGCCAAAAACUCCAGGUCGCCGUGGAAAAUCGGUUGCACCAAUCAAAGGAGUAGCGGAUGCCACUGAUCCGGCGCACCAAGUUUCGCAACCAGAAUCAAAAGUUUACAAAGACGCAACGAAAACACUGGGGCGGCGAGUUGGUAAGUCAAUCAUAAAUCCAACGGUACAUACUUCACACAGUGAAAGUUCGGAUUCGAUAGAAGCUGUUCCGAAAACACCGGGUCGUAGAGCCACCAAAUCAAUGAUAGAUGCAAGUAUAACAGCAAGUGUAGAAAGUCCGAGAGCGCAGCGAUCGUCUGCAAAAACUCCCGGUCGUCGUCAAAAAUCUGUUGCGGUUGACAAAAUAGAUCCGGUUCAAGAGAACCGCAUGGUAGGCAAAGUUGAUAAAAUUACCACAGCGGAAGAACCUUUGUCUCGUUCGGGUAGAAAGUUAAAAAAACCGAAAAAAGUUUUGGAUUAUGAGCAGGAGGAAAAAUCUACCGAACCCAACGACACGAAUGAACAAGUUUCCACCGAUAGCAGACGGGAAAGGAAUGCGGACAACAAUGAUGAAGCUAUAAAGUCGCCCACGAAAAGGAAAAUCAUCGAUAACUUAGGGCCACAAACUCCGAAACUUAAGAGCCAUAUUGAAAGGGACCAUUCUGUGUUGGGCACUGAAUCUCCUCACAUGGAAAAUUCAACUGAUGUAUCGGUUUCGCGAUCGGGAAGGAAGAUAAAACCGAAGAGAAUGUUUGGAUUCGAUGACGCUGUUGAAACGACGACGACGACGUUCGUCCACGUUACAGGCUCUUCAUCACCCACAUUGAUUGAAGAAACGGUUGAAGAUGACAUCAAAAAUGGCAACCUGACAACAAUGAAUGUCGAACAGCCAGAUACACGUUCUGUUUCAAUUGAUACAGCAAGCACACCAUCAAAACGGACAGCUGCCUCGGCUGCAAACGUCGAUCGAAAUACUUCUGUUCCGAUGGCAAUUGAUAAAAAAAUGGAAGGAGUAGUCGAUGCUGGUGAAAUGAGCAAACAGCGAUCAUACAUUACCAAUCGUGGCGUAGAUGAUCAUCAUCCCAUAACAGCUAAAGUGGUAGAGCAGCAGCAACACUUAAUCGAUGAGACGGAUCGUGCUAUGGUUAGUCCGCAACCAGUAAUAAUUCGUACAUCUAUUGGAUUUGGUAAACCAACGGUACUGAAACAACCACUGUUGGAAGAAUCGACUGUAUCGGAAGGAGAUGACUGUAGUAAAGUUAACAAAAGUAUAACUCAACCAAGUAUCGAUGCACAGACGGUUGGAAGCAGUCGCUCCGGUCGAAAAAUAAAACCAAAAAAGUUCUUCGAUACAGACGAUCUAACAACAGCUAGCCGUCAGUCGGUUGUUAAUCCUCAAGCAAACCAACCCGUUCCAGUAUCUGCAAUGUGGUUUCCAACGCAGCAGGUUGUUGAGCAGGAGAAGAAUGAAGAAUUUCCAACUACAGCAUCGGUUUCAGGCGAUGAAGUGAUGAAUUCUGCAGACGAAAUAGAUAUUCCAGAGGGUCCGGUUAAACUCGUAAAUAAAAUGAUCGCUGAGAAUCUGAACGACGAGGGCAAAGAGCAAAAACAACAGCAUAUAACAUCGAUAGAGUCGGAACAGGUUACCAGUGCCGAGACUGACCAUAAUGGAGUGGUAAUGAAGCCGGAAGAAGAUGCACAGAACAUGGAGGUUCAGGAGGAAAAGAUAGAAAUCAGUGAUGAAAGAACGAUCGCAACGAAAGAAGAAUCGGCUGCACAGCUAGUUGAAGAACAAUCAAUUGUUCCGAAAAACCAACAUGUGACGCUAGAGGAAGGAAAAGUCAAUCAGUCAUCCGCGGAAACUCACAUCUCCAACGUCAUUUAUUCGGAUGGAUCAGGAGUAGUAGUCCAAUCUAACGGAGAAGAUGCGCCAUUGAAAGAUUCUUCCUUGAAUGCAGAGGUUAAUCAAAAUCCGCUGGGGGAACAUUCUUCUGUAAAAGAUACUGAUUUGGCAGCUCCCUCAGCCGACCAUGAUGAAGGAGGCAAUGUCAUCACUGAUGAAACGGUAAACGAAACGAGUGAUGCAAUCGUAACAUCGCAGGAUGUAUUUUCGGCCUCUAUUGUGGAUACCAAAUCGGGAGAGAAAAGGCCCUAUGAAGUUCCCACCGGAAGCAUUAUUUCCCCGAGUGGAACGGCUGACGAGGAAAUGCUAGAUGAAGCAUCCUUGGGAAGUAUUGAAUAUUUAGAAGAUGAGAUGAAUAAUAUCGUUGAACACAUUAAGAAGCCUGUCACUAUCCAAGAGCGAGCGGAAGAGGGUAGUUCCCAUUCCGCAUCUGUAAUGCCUUCGGUUGUAAUCAUUUCGGCAACACCUGCUCGUAGUGCACUGAACGAAACGUACUCGCCUGUAAAACUGAAUAGUUCUAUCAUCGAUAUUACGGCUGACACGCCUCGUCCAGAAGCAACAGCUGCUGCACCACGCACGCCGGACCUAAAAUUAACUGCUCAGGAAGCGAAUAAUAAAUAUUCGCCCGAUAAGCCACCGGAAGUUAUUGAAAUAAUGGACAGUCCGGCUGUGGCUGCGUUUUGCAAGCAGAUCAACGAUGACUCCGCACACGCUGGUGACGGUGGCAGUGCCACUAGUACACCGUUCGCCAUAAAACCAUCACUGGUACAAACAGUAACUGAAUCUGUGGAUAAUAAGCUGCUUAACGUGCAGCUCGAAAGCCGUAAACGUUCCCUAUCCGCCAGUGCAGCGGACACGACAAUGAAGCGCAAUGUCACCUUCCAUAGUCCGGCUAACAGCACCAUGCUGGUAGAAACGAUCGAUGAACGAUUGAUGUUGAAGAGCUUGCAGGAUCAACAGCAACAGCGACAAGAAACGAUGGAGACCAGCUCAAAAAGUAUUGGAGAAAAGCUGCGCAAACCUCGGAAGCGUUCGCUAUCGGAACACAAACCGUCUGAGCUGAAACGAAGCAAGACCAGCAAGCUGCCAAAUUUCAAAUCUAUUCAUGCAAACCAUUUCAAUCGCAUGGAAUCGCUAGCCGAUUUCAUGAAGCGCAAAGAAUCGCGAGCAAAACAAAUUCUUUCGUCGUGCAGUCCCGCAACAAAGCUUCUUCCACGGCCGAUCACGGAUGCGUCCGGACAAGCUGGAGUUCCAUCGGUGGAAAAGAAAAUUCCCUCCUCAACAGCAAAACCUUUCAUUUUCAAAUCUGCUGGUGGAGGAAUACCAGUACCGUCGGCGGGACUAUUUGUUGUACGUGCCAAGAAAGGACCGAAUGCAGCAAAGAAACCCAUCGUAAGCGAUACCGAGAGAAUGGCUAACCGGAUGAAGCAAUUUCAGACAACGUUUAAACCGAAACAAAUCGGUACAGAUACAAGCGCGGUACCGGUGUCCGGUUCGCUACCAUCGACAAGCACUCACCACGGGGCCGGUGAUCGCCCGGUAGACCAACUACGUUCGAAGCAAUCGAAAAUUUUAAAGGGUGUUCGUACGAAUCGACGAUUCGACUUGCAGAUGAAACACCGGGACAAUCUUCAACAUCAGUGA